Boeremia exigua is the source of this 1471-nucleotide messenger RNA. RefSeq lists its product as uncharacterized. Bases 100 to 1452 code for a protein of 450 amino acids. NCBI's taxonomy places the organism in Eukaryota, Fungi, Ascomycota, Dothideomycetes, Pleosporales, Didymellaceae. Gene Ontology annotation, cellular component: mitochondrion. The record is from RefSeq and is a predicted model, not a curated record. The transcript has a single exon.
GACCGUUUGUUGGCAGCCUACUUCGUAAACUAUCUCUAGACUUUUCCAAACAAACGAUUUUUUGUCUCAUCUUCCACAACCAUACUGGACAGAUUCGCGAUGCCAUCCCUACGCAAUAUACCCCAGCCUGGCCUGUUCUGGGAAUAUGCUUCGAAUUCCCCGCACAAACAGCCGAUGUGGACGACUGAGCCGUGCAUCGAUACCAUCCGAAACCUCGCAAUUGAACAUCUGGGUAUCGACGGCGAAUGCAAGGUCACCCCGAUGGAAGAAAAGCGCGAUGACAUAAGGAGCAAGAAACUUUUCCGGAUCGAAUGCGAGCGAGGCAGCUUCAUCUUCAAAGCCAUGCUUCCUCUUGCGCCUCAGUCAAAGACUUUGAGUGAAGUAGCGACGCUCUCAUUCGUUCAAGGGAAAACCAGCAUUCCUGUUCCUAAAGUCAUCGCUUACGAUGCGAACCUGAACAAUAGCCUAGGCUUCGAGUGGGUCCUACUAGGAGGUGUCGACAACUUUCACCGCCGACUGGACGAUUCCUGGCGCGAGCUUUCUCGGCUCCAAAAGCAUCAACUCAUCGGUCAGAUCGCAGACUAUGUUGUGCAGCUAAUGCAAGUCGAGCUUUCAGGCAUCGGUAGUGUGUUUCGCUACAACCUGAGAAGCCACAGUUCCGAAGCCCCAGAAGACUUCACCUACGUCACUGGCGAAGUAGUCUCACCUGAGUUCUUCAGAGAGAACCGUAUUCAGCUCGCCCUCCAUCGCGGUCCAUACCAAACCAGCUCUGAGUACAUCGCCGCCCACAUGGAGUUUCUGAUGCACGAAAACGCUGCCAUGCGCACUUCCAGCAACGCCGCGGUCCAAGCACAAGCAACCCGCACCCUCAGGAUCGCGCACAAGAUCAACAUGGUGGUAGAAAAACUCUUUCCUUCCUUUGACGCAGAACCUACCUUCAUUAAGCCGAACCUUGAUAAGUGCAAUAUCUACAUCGACGCGUCCGACAGCCUCGCCGGCAUCCUGGACCGGUCCUCCGUUACCGCAGUUCCACUGUGGGCCUUUUGCGACACGCCCUGCUUCCUCGACGGCGCGGCGUUGAACCCCUAUCUCGAGCUCGUUAUCGAGCUUCUGCUCCCUGUUGAGGAGCGGAGGCAAGUGGAGCGAGUCGAGGAGCACGAGAACGAGCAGCUUCGCAGCCUCUUCGUGCAGCAAAUGCGGGAACUUGCGCCGAAGUGGGCAGCGUCGUAUGAGAAGGAUAAUUUGGAGAGGGAUGUGCUUGUUGCGGUUGAUUAUGCGGAUGAGGGAAUGUAUGGAAGGCGGGUGAUGGGGUGGUUGAAUUGUGUGUUGGAGGGCAGGGUGCCGAGGAGGGGACUAGCGGCUGCGAUUAGCAAUCCGUUUCCGAGGAAUCAAGAGGAUACUGAGGCGUAUCAAAGGGGCGAGGAGCUGGUAGAGGCUGCAGAUGUGGAGUAGCGGAGGAGUGGGCGCGGGA